This is a messenger RNA of Wasmannia auropunctata (little fire ant), 2734 nucleotides long. RefSeq lists its product as uncharacterized. The record is from RefSeq and is a predicted model, not a curated record. The transcript is spliced from 5 exons. Gene Ontology annotation, molecular function: protein binding. The coding region runs from base 270 to 2621 and encodes 783 amino acids. NCBI's taxonomy places the organism in Eukaryota, Metazoa, Arthropoda, Insecta, Hymenoptera, Formicidae.
GUUCACGGUGAUCGCUCGAUCAGGUGGCAUCGAGCGGGAUCUGCUCGCGCGCCGUCGCCCCGUCGCGUUCCCGCGGUCGUACUCGCGUCGACGAAGGGGAAAUACAGAGAAGAAAUAAAAUAAAGACGCACGUCACCGGAUAUCGCGUUGUGUCCUCCGUGGGAAAACGAGAUAUUCCACCGGGAUAUCCAUCCGGGAAGGGAAAUCGACGAUAAUGAUUCAGCGGAUUCCUCAUUGAAUAGAUCAGUACGUCGGAUCGGCUAUCAGACAUGCGUUGGUUUCGCGGCCACGCCGAGGCACCGAGACUCCUGCGCCUAAGUCCCCUACGAGCCGACGAAGACGUCAACGAAACGUCCUACCAUUUCCGUGCGAGGUCUCGUUGCAGAGACAUAUCACCAGUGCGAUGGGCCCGGAGAAAAUCAUCGAGUUCCGAAUCCGAGAGAAACUGCUACAACGUGCAGACCUCCCAAGUGACAACCGAGCGGACUGCCAACAAGAAGGACAAGAAGAGGAUCCAGGAAGAGCGGCGGAAAGUGUGCGAGAAGCGGAAUCCGCUGCUGGACCGCGUGAAGAGCACCAGACUGAGCUUCUUCAAGGAUCGCGAUUCCGACGAGGGCGAGAACGAUGGUGACGACGAGGAAGCGGGACGCGUCCAGUUCCGUUCGAUGUGCGAGCUGAGGCACCGCGGUCUGACCAGGAGCGAGUUCCGACGCUCGGUCUGCGAGUCCGACCUGAAGGACAUCACGGAGGAGGGGAACGGUCACACGAAGAGGAAGAGACGCGCCAAGUCGCAGAGCAGGUUGUCGUACAAAAAGCAGCAGGAAGAGCGGUUCUCCUUCUUGGGCUUCCGCACCUCGACACCUCGGAAGCAGCCCGAGUGCCGCGGGCCGAAGGAGGGGGAUCCAGUCCAGGAGGACGCGAUGCCUCACGACUACCGAUGGGAGAGGACCGCCGAUCGGGGCUUCCUCGAGGAGGACCGUGGCGCCGAUCGAUCCGUCGGUCAGGUGACGGUGGUCGACACGGGGGCCGUCCCUGCUGGAGGCCACGCCGGCGAGAUUUUCAAGAAGGACACCACGGCGUUCGACACCAUCACGCCGUCCAGCUGCCUGGCGGCGAAAUUCCGCGCGAUGCAGGACAGGUACCUCAAGAGCUCGACCAACAGGCUGAUCGCGAAGAUCUACAGGAAGGACUGCAAGGACCGGGAGAGGCGGAGGCUGCGUAGCUUCUCUUACGGCACGUUGCCGGGUCUCGAGGAGCUACGAACGAAUCCGCUGUACGAGGAUCAGGAUCAGGACGACAACGACUCCGGGAUUCUGGACAACGACUCCGCCACCAGCUCCCUCCUGGACGACAGGUGUAGCAGCGGCGCUUCCGGGCCGCUGAACAACAGCAGCCAAAACGACUCCUGUCUGGGAUCGCCGCCUCAGCUCCCGCCCAGAAGACCCUUCUCGACCGCCACGGACGUCGACGGAACCGCGCGACUCUUCGCGAGUUUGGACGUGUACUACGACAAGGCCAAGGAUUCCGGGAUGAGCCUUCUUACCGAGGAGUACUCGAGCGUUUGUCAAGCCGCGAACGGUACGUUGAUAGAUCGUCAAGCGGCUCGAGCCGCCGUCGCCGCCGUCGCCGCGGAGAACAAUACGGAUCGGGAGAGAGAGGAUGGAACCGUGGACGAGGAGGGUUCCAAACGAAAGCAACGCAGUUCCGGUUUGCAGGUGGUGAGGAGUAGAGCCUACACCACGGAGACGAUGGUCGUGAAGCUUCCCAAGGAGACGGCCGAUCAGUGUCUCGGUAUCUUCAUCGCGAAAACCGCGGAGUCGUGUCCGGGUUACUUGGUGGCUCACGUGGUGCCGAACGGACUGGCCGAUAAGGAGGGCACUCUGAGGAUCGGCGACGAGAUUCUGAUCGUCAACGGGAAGCGAUUACGUGGCCUGAGUAUGGCGGAGGCUAGGAAGAUCCUGGGCAGCGGCAGCGGUCCCGGUGACAUCGACAUCGUCGUCUCGCGAUACUCGGGCGUCGAUCAGCAAGCGAAGAAGUUGAAGGAGAGCAGCGUGGACUACGAGAACGUUAGCAUGGAGGACGGCCACGGAGUGAUCGUCGAAAGUUCACCCGGAUCGCAUCACUUCAGGAAGCGUCAGACCAGGUGUCACCGAGACAAGAAAGACGAGUCGAAUAGAUCGAUCUCGUCCGAGAAGUUCGCGACGAACAUGGACAGCGGAUUCACGCAGAGUGUCUCGAAGUUCUGUACGCUUCCCAGAAGGCCGAGGAACACGGUGUCUACGUUCCUUACGGUGCUUUUCGAAAAGGGCGCCGGAAAGAAGUCCCUAGGAUUCACCAUAGUUGGCGGAAGAGACAGCCCGAAAGGAAGCAUCGGUAUCUUCAUAAAGUCGGUACUGCCUACCGGACAGGCCGCCGAAGAUGGCCGUUUGCGCGCAGGGGACGAAAUUUUGGCUGUGAACGGCCAAGUUUGCCACGACUUGACGCAUCGUGAAGCCGUACAGCUCUUUCGCAAUAUUAAAAGUGGGCCGAUUGCCUUGCACCUGUGUAGACGCGUGAAAAAUCGCGAAUCACAAAUAUUGAAAGCCAAGUCGUGCGCAGAUCUUUUGUUAAUAGACACGUGAGAGCGAUGACUGAAAGGGAGGCGGGUAGCAUGGCAAAUUAUGUAAAAUACGAAUCAUGUAUAUACUGUACAUUUUCAGAAUUCGCUAGAAAUAAAACAGUUAUUUAAUAACAA